CCCUCGCGGAGGACGGGCCGGACUCCUCGCCGCGGUCCGAGGGCUGGAAAUGGGCAGGACGGGCCGGGCUCGCCGCGGUCCGAGGGCUGGAAAUGGGCAGCGAAUUCUUUGCUCCUGAGAAGCAGAGACACCGGCCAGAGGGAUGCGUGGGCCCCCGAGUUGUCGCACUGAUCGCCUGGGGCGGUUUGUCCGGGUCGGACCCGCGCGUGCUUGGCUCCGGGCAGCCACCGCUCGCUCACCCGGAUCCCGCGCCGCAGCCCCCGCCGGCCGCUGCUGCGCAUGCGCGCGGACGCCCCCCGCAGCCCAGCGGUGGAAACGAGGCGUGGUCUCGCGGCUGGCGAGAGCGCCGCGUGCCCCGCUCGGGCGGCUCCGCGGGUCCCAGGGCAGCGCACCUGCAGAGGCGGCCGCGGCCAGGAGCCCCGCCCCUGGGGAGGGGCCGUUCUGCAGGUCUCCCCGCCAUCCACGGCCCCAACACCAGGCCAGGCAUGAAAUUUAGCGGCGAAAAGGACGUGGUUGACGUGGUGUCAAUGGACUGAGGCUAAGCUGGAGCCGGGUUCCCAGAGGCACCUGGAUCCGACUCGACAGCCCGGCAGUCCGCGGCGUCUCCCGCUAGCGAAAUGCUGCAGCGAAGCGUGGAGUCCGCGGCCGCCCAGCCCAGCGCCGCUGCCCAGGAACCCGCGACCCCAGCCAGGCCCCAGGCCCCAGGAAGAGCUCCGAGCCAGGGCACGCCGCAGAAGCCCAGCCCGUCAGCUCCGCCUUCCCGGCCCCGCCGGCGGCCCCCACCCCAGCGCCCGCACCGCUGUCCCGACUGUGACAAGGCCUUCUCGUACCCGUCCAAGCUGGCCACGCACCGGCUAGCGCACGGCGGCACCCGACCCCACCUGUGCCCAGACUGCCCCAAGGCCUUCUGCUACCCCUCCAAGCUGGCUGCCCACUGCCUUACGCACAGCGGCGCCCGCCCGCACCCGUGCCCGCACUGCCCCAAGGCCUUCGGCCACCGCUCCAAGCUGGCGGCCCACCUCUGGACCCACACCCCGUCACGCCCCUAUCCGUGUCCCGACUGCCCCAAGUCCUUCUGCUACCCCUCCAAGCUGGCUGCCCACCGCCACACGCACCACGCCACCGACGCCCGCCCCUACCCUUGCCCGCACUGCCCCAAAGCCUUCUCAUUUCCCUCCAAGCUGGCCGCCCACCGCCUUUGUCACGACCCCCCCACCGCGCCCGGCAAGCCAGGCCCCAGGCCGGCAUCGGUGCUCCAGCUGCGACUCCUGCUCCUCCAUCAGCGGAGCCACGCCCAGGCGGAGGGCCCAGGGAAGAGGGAGUGAGCGCCAGCGGCUCACUGGCUCCCUCUGCUGCCAGCCCCUGGCAGGAACCAGGUGGGAUGUGGACUUGCCUCUUGGAGACAGCGGGCAGGGACAGACUGCCCAUUUAUUCUGUACCUGACCCCAGAAGGCGAGGACCCCUUUGCUCACCUGCUUUGGGGAGGGGGAGGUGCCAACCAGAGCUAUCCCUGGGUUGAUGGGAAACGCCAACGGGCUCUCUUGGCAGCUAAAAGUUUGAAUUGGUGUCUCCACUUGGGCGGAUGGCUGUAUAAAAUGCACACAUCCUCGUUUCAGCCACUCUCCAGGUAGGGCCUGACCCCAUAAAUGUGCACGUGUGAGAAGGCAGGAAAGGCUGCUCACUGGAGCCCGGUGGUUGUGGCCAGACCGGCAGCAGCCCAAGCGCCCAUCAGCAGGGGCCAGCUGGUGACGGAACAGCCACGGUCGGGACACGCAGCCACGCGCAGUCAGUGCUGCGUGUGGAUGGAUGUGGAGAGAUUCCCAAGCUCUCCCGGCUGGUGAUGCCACAGCCCACGCCUCGGAGCCAGCCUGAGCCACUGCUUCCAAGCUGCAGGGCCCUGACAAGCCCUGUCACUUCUCUGGACCCCGGUGCCUUUCCUCUCGCAUGGCAGCAUCUGUAAGGGGCGAGCAGUGUCUCAGCAAAGCCGGCCCCCAUCUGAAGCCUGUGUCUCCCCCCGGGAAGUAAGACGAGCAAGCUAACGCCAAGCUGUGUUCUAAACACGCGCACUCAGCGUCUACGGUGUGUGUGCUCUGAACAGGGUGUCGGGAACAUGGCAGUGAGGACAGACCCCGGCUAGUGAGGUGGGGGAAGAAGCCAAGUCCAUUAGCUGGGUGAGUAGGGGAGCCGCCCCAUCCCACCCUCCCACUCCAGCUCCAGGAAUCACUACCAAGUUGUAGCAAUGGCGCCUGUGCUGUUGGCCUGAGCAUACGCCAUGGGGAGAAGUGAGUUCAGAAACACCCGUGAUGUGACAGACCCUACCUGUGUGUGGGGAGGCGAAGGGCCAGAUGGUUUCUGCUCCUAGGUUUUGCCAGCCCCAGGGCUGACCGCAGGGUUUGCCACCGUAGCAGAAGGCAGCCAUGCGCCUCACCACACGUGGGUGGGGGCAUGGCUGGGCGCCAGUCGGGCUCUGUAAGGACAGCAGACGAGCUAGGUCUCCCUAGGGGCUGUAGUUUGUUGGCCCCUGCUGCGGAAUGGUCCGUAAAGGAGGCCAAGAUCCAGGGAAAUAAACUAAAUGGGAUCACAAGACCCCCAAGCUG
This is a messenger RNA of Oryctolagus cuniculus (rabbit), 2597 nucleotides long. RefSeq names its product zinc finger protein 575 (gene ZNF575). The record is from RefSeq and is a predicted model, not a curated record. NCBI's taxonomy places the organism in Eukaryota, Metazoa, Chordata, Mammalia, Lagomorpha, Leporidae.